This is a messenger RNA of Prunus armeniaca (apricot), 762 nucleotides long. The record is from the annotation of a GenBank genome assembly. NCBI's taxonomy places the organism in Eukaryota, Viridiplantae, Streptophyta, Magnoliopsida, Rosales, Rosaceae.
AUGCUAGAUUGCAAACCUGCGGACACUCUUAUUGUUCAGAAUCAUCAUCUUGGAGAAUAUCCGAAUCAAGUUCCAACUAACAAAGAAAUAUACCAAAGGUUAGUGGGAAGAUUGAUCUAUUUGUCACAUACUCGACCAGACAUUGCUUAUGCAGUGAGCGUUGUCAGUCAAUUUAUGCACUCUCCAAGUGAAGACCACAUGAAUGCAGUUCUUCGGAUACUUAGAUAUUUGAAGUCUGCACCUGGAAAAGGACUUAUGUUCUCAAAGCAUGGUCAUCUAAAUAUUGAUGGUUAUUCAUAUGCAGAUUGGGCAGGUAAUGUAACAGAUAGAAAAUCCACAUCGGGUUACUUCACAUUCGUAGGAGGUAAUUUGGUGAUAUGGAGGAGCAAGAAACAAAAUGUAGUAGCUUUAUCCAGUGCAGAAGCCGAGUUCAGAGGCAUGACUAAAGGGAUUUGUGAACUUCUUUGGUUAAGAAAGUUGCUUACUGAACUUGGGUAUAAACCUACAUCUACAAUGAAUCUCUUUUGUGACAACAAGGCUGCUAUAACCAUAGCACAGAAUCCGGUUCAGCAUGAUCGUACUAAACAAGUUGAGGUGGAUCGACACUUCAUCAAACAGAAGCUUGAGGCUAAAGUGUUUCAGUUUCCUUUUGUGAAAUCCGAGGAUCAAUUGGCGGAUAUUUUGACAAAGGCGAUUUCCAGUAAAGCAUUCCACAAUUCACUGGAUCAGUUGGGCAUUGGCGACAUCUAUGCACCAACGUGA